AGAUCGGCGCCAGGCGGCAGGCGCGCCGGGAAGGUCGUGCGCGCGCUCGAUGUCGACGGGGGCUCGGGUAGGGGCGCCGUCCACGCGCAUUCGUGCACGGGAGACGCGGGCGACCGUGGCGCUACAGGCCAAAGGCGCUCGCUUGCGGGCACGCGCGGGGUCGCCGCCGGCCACUCGUGCUGCUCCAACAACCGGUGCCCCCGCCGCUCCUUCCGAAUCUGGGCGAGGCGAGCUGCGGCGCCAGGCGUUGCGGGGAGGAGGGAGGAUGAACUGGAUUGGGCGCAAGAUGCACCACUGCAAUGUCACCAUAGGCCUCGACGUUCUCGAUUGGAGGGAGCGCUACCUGUUCGUCUCUUGGACCGGUGGUGGGCGGUGAAGGCAGCGGAAGAGUAAAAUUGAAUGAAUGAGGGUGGCGGAGGCUGCUGCUGCCGGAUCCAGCUGGCAGGUGAGCCGCUGGAGAUGAUCUGGAGGUGGGCGGGGUGGGGGAGUGCUUCUCGUCAUCACUCAAGGCAGAAAUAAGUCGCUGGACCAAGGUCAUGUUCAGAGCCGGCACAUCACACGUGAAGUCCUUCAAUGAAGCAACCGAGAGCAAAAUGCCACGGGCAACGAACACGAGCAUGUGAAUGUAAAACGUGAAACCCACACGGCAUGCAGGGACCAUUUGGGAACAUAUCGGCCCACAAGCAACAAUGGUACUCAUGGCACAUCACCCCACCUUAUACGGUGUGCACGUCUCAUGAACUAGGCGAGCAAGGUGACCCACAGCUGCACAACAAAACCUUGGGACCCACAAGACGACACCUCCAGUUUUCAUGCAAGACCGCACUCAACAGGUAAAGCAAGGCGAGAAGAAAUGAUCAAAUUCAGUUUGAUUAAAAGGGUUAGGAGGUGGUUUUGGGCAAUGGAGAUGGCUCUCCUACCCCAGAGCCCUCUCUGUUCUCGGAACCAACCAACGCUCAUGCUCCAGCCAACCACCUUGGGCGGAGGCCCCGAUCAGUCUUUCUUGAGGACUAGCAGAUUUGCCAGAAGCAGGAUUAUUCGAUGCAGAGUAGCAAGUUCAGAUUUUCCUAGUAGGAAAUCAAGGAAGAUGGUGUAUCCUAAGGUAAAAGUCGCUGCUUUUAGAGGUUAUGUUCCAAGACUCCCUGCUGAGUCGAGCACCAAGAAGAGUAUACACCAUAAUAGCGAUGAACGAACUAUUGGCACAUUCAAUAGGCUGUUAAGUACUGAUACAGAUGAGUCGACAAGUAGUAGAGAUUUAGACACUGCUGAAGUGGAUUUGCUGGAAGAUGCUUCAAGCAAUUUAGCUUCUGGGGAAGUGGAUGUGGCAGAAGAAGGUUCACUUGACAUGUUUGAGGUGGAUUUAUCAAGAAAUGCAUUGAUUAACAUAUCGUUAGGGGUAGAAGAAGAAGAAGUAGAUGAAGCUGCAGUCGAAAAAGAUAAAUUUGACAUAGACUCCACAAGAGUACAAUUUGGCAGUGCUGCAGUUCAGGAAUUGGAUCCAAAGGAUGAAGCUAAGGCUAAAGAAGACAUAUUUGUGGCUGGUUCUUCAGGAAUUACAACAAACAGUGAUGCUAUGAGGGAAAUGAUAGAUGAAGCUAAGGUGGAAGAGGACAGGGUUGAUGUUGAUUUGUUGGGAUUUGGUCUGAACGAUGAAGCUGGGGAUAUACCGGAGAUAUUUGAUGUGGAUGUAUCUGGCCAUGCUUCGAGAAGUGGAAAAGGGUAUGUGGGUGAACCGUGGGUCCAAGAAGCCACAUCUGAGAUGGAUAUUUUAGGAACUGCUUCAAACAGUGCAAGCCUGGGCAAAGUGAAUGCGGUGGAUGAUGCUAAGGUUGAAAAAUACACAUUUCAGGUGGAUGAUUUAAGCAGUGCUUCUUAUAGUGCAAUAUAUAUGGCAGUGGAGUCUUCGGAAGAAAUCUCUGAGGUAGAUAAUGAUCAAUGGCAACAUCCAGCACUACCGUCAACAUCCAUGGAGGACAAGGCCAAUAAUGAAACACAUGAAAGUUUGGGGCCUGAACCCAGGACAGUUGUCAGGGUCAAGGAACAGGACAAAUUAGAUUUCAGUGUUGAUGAGGGAUCAGCUUUUGAUACCCAGGAAGAAGACCAGCAAGUGGUAGAUUAUGAUUGGCAAGAGCAAAAUGUUACCACUUUUGAUGAACAAGAACAAGAUCAGUGUAUUAUUGGUUGUCGUAGACAAGACAAGUCAAUUGUUGGUGUGCCUGAGCAAAACCAAUCCGUUGUUGUUUACAGUAAACCAGACCAAUCUAUUGUUGCUUCUCAUAGAAAAGAUGAAUCAGUUGCUGCUGUGCCCGAGAAAAUACAAUCUGUUGUUGGUUAUAAGAAACCAGAUCAAUCUAUUGUUGCUUCUCAUAAAGAAGAUCAAUCAAUUGUUAGUGUGCCUGAACAAAUCAAAUCUAUUGUUGGUUACAGUAAAGCAGAACAAUCUAUUAUUGGUUUGCACAAACAACAACAAUCAGUUGUUCAUAUCCCUCAAGAAAAACAAUCCAUAGUUGGCUUUCAUAAACAAGAUCUAUCAACUUUCAGCAGCUCCAAAGAGUCUCAAACAAAGAAACUUGAUAUUCCUGAGAGUCGUGAUGCACUUCGUACAGAGGAAAUAGAAGCUAAGGCUGGAGAUUACACACCUCAAAAGACUGACGAGGACAAGCUUCAUGCAAAGUCUGAUGUUGAUUUGUUACAGAAACAUAAGGAAGAUUUCACUGAAGAAGCACCAGAGAUGAUAAAUAGCAAGAAAAUCAAUGAGGAACACCUUGCAAUGGUUGAAGAGAAGAAAAGUAUUAGCAUGGGGGAAGAACAAUGGAUUGUUACUGAUGAAAGCAUUUCAGUGGUUGAGGUGGAGAUGGAAACGGGUGAGGACAAAUCUCUGCAUCUUCCUGGAGAAGAGGAUCCAUGGGUUGAAGAUGAAGUAGGGAUAUCUGAGGAUGAAGAACACUAUGAAGUUGAGGAGACGUUUGUGUCUCCUGAACAAGAUAUGCAAGAAUCACCACAGGAUGAAAUGGAUCCACAAGAACUACAAAGGAUGCUUCGAGAACUUGCUGAAAAAAAUUAUUUACUAGGAAACAAGUUUUUUGUUUUUCCAGAGGUUUUGAAAGCCGAUUCAACUAUUGCUCUGUAUUUCAAUCGUGAUCUAUCGGCUAUAGCCAAUGAGCCUGAUGUACUCAUCAAAGGAGCAUUCAAUGGGUGGAAGUGGAGGUUUUUCACUGAAAAAUUGCACAAGAGUGAAUUGGGAGGGGACUGGUGGUCCUGCAAACUAUAUAUUCCCAAGCAGGCAUACAGAUUUGAUUUUGUGUUCUUUAAUGGUCGAACUAUGUAUGAAAAUAAUGGCAAGAAUGAUUUCGUGAUACAAAUAGAAAGCACCAUGGAUGAACAUUCGUUUGCGGAUUUCUUGGUUGAAGCAAAGCAAAGAGAACUUGAGAGAUUUGCCAUUGAAGAAACUGAAAGGAAGAAACAGACUGAAGAGGAGAAGCGGAUGAAGGAAGAAAGGGCAGCACAUGAAGCUGCCAUGGCACAAGCGAAGGCUGAGAUAGUGACAAAGAAGAAUAAAUUGCAGAAUGUAUUGGAUUCAGCCAAAGGAUCUGUUGAUAAUUUGUGGUACAUAGAACCUAUCAGUACUGUGCAAGAGGCUACUGUCAGAGUCUAUUACAACAGACACUCGAGACCCCUUAUUCAUAGUGCUGAGAUUUGGAUGCACGGGGGCUACAACAAUUGGAUUGAUGGACUCUCUUUUGCUGAAAGACUUGUUCAUCAUGAUGACAAAGAUGGUGAUUGGUGGUAUGCAGAUGUUGUCUUACCUCAAAGAGCAUACGUGUUGGACUGGGUGUUUGCUGAUGGGCCACCAGGGAAUGCAAGGAUUUAUGAUAACAAUGGCAGACAGGAUUUUCAUUCUAUCCUGCCCAGUAACAUGACUGAGGAAGAAUAUUGGGCGGAAGAAGAACAGAGGAUCUAUACAAGGCUUCAACAAGAGAGGAGAGAAAGGGAGGAGGCUAUUAGAAUGAAGGCUGAGAGAAGGGCAAAAUUGAAAGCUGAGAUGAAAGAAAAGACCAUGAGAAUGUUUCUGGUUUCUCAAAAACACAUAGUUUAUACCGAACCACUUGAAAUACGUGCUGGAACCACAGUUGACGUUCUUUACAAUCCUUCUAAUACAGUGCUAAAUGGAAAGCCAGAGGUUUGGUUUCGAUGUUCUUUUAACCGUUGGAUGCAUCCAGGUGGUGUGUUGCCACCCCAGAAGAUGGUAAAAGCAGAACAUGGUUCGCACUUAAAAGCAAUAGUUAACGUUCCGCAGGACGCCUAUAUAAUGGACUUUGUUUUCUCGGAGUCAGAAGAAGGUGGAAUUUUUGACAACAGGAAUGGGUUGGACUAUCAUAUUCCUGUAUUUGGUUCAAUUGCAAAGGAACCUCCUAUGCAUAUUGUCCACAUUGCUGUUGAGAUGGCUCCCAUAGCAAAGGUUGGAGGUCUUGGUGAUGUUGUUACGAGUCUUUCACGUGCUGUUCAAGAUUUAGGACACAAUGUCGAGGUUAUUCUUCCGAAGCAUGAUUGCUUGAAUCUAAGCAAUGUGAAGAAUUUGCAUAUUCAUCAAAGUUUUUCUUGGGGUGGUUCUGAAAUAAAAGUAUGGCGUGGACAUGUCGAAGACCUCUGUGUUUACUUCUUGGAACCUCAAAAUGGGAUGUUUGGAGUUGGAUGUGUAUAUGGAAGGAAUGACGACCGUCGAUUUGGCUUCUUCUGUCAUUCUGCUCUAGAGUUUCUCCUCCAGAGUGGAUCUUCACCGAAUAUAAUACACUGCCAUGAUUGGUCAAGUGCUCCUACUGCCUGGCUAUACAAGGAAAACUAUGCGCAAUCCAGUUUGGCAAAUGCACGGGUCAUAUUUACUAUCCAUAAUCUUGAAUUUGGACCACAUUAUAUUGGCAAAGCAAUGAAAUAUUGUGAUAAGGCCACAACUGUCUCUAAUACAUAUUCAAGGGAAGUGUCAGGCCAUGGCGACAUUGCUCCUCAUCUUGGAAAAUUCUACGGCAUUCUCAACGGAAUUGAUCCAGAUAUUUGGGAUCCAUACAGUGACAGCUUUAUCCCGGUCCAUUACACUCCUGAGAAUGUCGUCAAAGGCAAGGCUGCUGCAAAGAGGGCAUUGCAACAGAAACUUGGGUUACAGCAAAAUGAUGUGCCCAUUGUUGGAAUCAUCAGUCGCCUGACAGCACAGAAGGGAAUCCACCUCAUCAAGCAUGCGAUGCGUCGAACACUCGAACGGAAUGGACAGGUGGUUCUGCUUGGUUCUGCCCCAGACCCUCGAAUCCAAGGUGAUUUUGCCAACUUGGCAAAUACUCUUCAGGGUGAAAACCAUGGUCGAGUGAAGAUGUGUUUGACCUACGAUGAACCUCUUUCACAUCUGAUAUACGCUGGCUCUGACUUCAUUCUGGUUCCAUCCAUAUUUGAGCCUUGUGGCUUAACUCAGUUGGUCGCCAUGCGGUAUGGAGCCAUCCCUAUUGUCCGGAAAACUGGAGGGCUCUACGACACUGUCUUUGACGUGGACAAUGACAAGGAACGGGCCCGGGCUCGAGGCCUCGAGCCAAACGGGUUCAGCUUUGAUGGAGCUGACAACAAUGGUGUCGACUAUGCUCUGAAUAGGGCGAUCUCUGCUUGGUUCGAUGCCCGGGGCUGGUUCCACUCCCUCUGCAAGAGGGUCAUGGAGCAGGACUGGUCAUGGAACCGGCCUGCCCUGGACUACAUCGAGCUCUACCGAUCGGCUUCCAAACUGUGAGAACCCAACCACAUGGCGAUCGUGUGAUCACAACAAAGGAGAUGGAGGCCCGGAGAAGCUAAGCAUGAGAAGGAAUGAAGGUGGAUGGAGGUCAAGGCAAUGGAGGAGUGCAGGUGGCAUGUGAGGGGCACAAGGUGGCGGUUAAAGAGAGAAGUUGAGAGUUCCUAGAGAGGAGGUACAAGCAAAGAAAUGGAGAAAGAAUACAGGAUCAUGAUCGUGGAGUCAAUGUGUGUGCAAAUUCUAUCGUCACAGAUGUGCGGGAGUUGGAGUGGAAAUGGAGAUGUGUGAUGCUCUAUGUUCUAUCCAUUAGGACCAUAAGUUAUGUUUGCAUUUUGAAGUUGUGGAUUCGAAAUAAAUGAUGAUGCUGAAUUAUGGGCGGUAGAAAACAAAAGACGUUUUUAUCGAAAAAAACAAGAUUUUGAA
Panicum virgatum (switchgrass) is the source of this 6187-nucleotide messenger RNA. RefSeq names its product starch synthase 3, chloroplastic/amyloplastic-like. The transcript is spliced from 19 exons. Lineage: Eukaryota; Viridiplantae; Streptophyta; Magnoliopsida; Poales; Poaceae. The record is from RefSeq and is a predicted model, not a curated record. The coding region runs from base 854 to 5764 and encodes 1636 amino acids. Gene Ontology annotation, molecular function: starch binding; alpha-1,4-glucan glucosyltransferase (UDP-glucose donor) activity.